This is a messenger RNA of Ipomoea nil (Japanese morning glory), 1559 nucleotides long. RefSeq lists its product as uncharacterized. The transcript is spliced from 14 exons. The record is from RefSeq and is a predicted model, not a curated record. Lineage: Eukaryota; Viridiplantae; Streptophyta; Magnoliopsida; Solanales; Convolvulaceae. Bases 145 to 1356 code for a protein of 403 amino acids.
CUCACUCAUCACUUCCCCUAUACCCAAAACAAUUCAUAAAUCUUAAAAAAAUAAAAAUAAAUAAAACAUUCCCCCCAGAGAUUAUUGUCUCGACAUAGGAUACAAUACGCACACUGGUAUUUGAUCUAUCAUCUUCGUCAGAACAUGAAAAACUCAUUUGCGUCUAUAGUGAGAGACCAGAAGAGGGGGAGGUCGAUUAUAUGCCUGCUUUUUCCUGCAGCUUCUCUCUUCUUUCUGCUGCUCUUCAUAGGGAGUUCAUCUAUUCAAAUUCGUAAGGAGAAACUUAUGAGAUGGAGAAAGGAGGACAAGGAGGAUGUAGAUUCAUGUCAGAAUACAUGCAGACCUCCUGGAAGUGAGUCAUUGCCAGAAGGCAUUGUUGCCAAGGAUUCUAACCUGGAAAGGCGGCCGCUCUGGGGUUCUCCAAAGGAAUUAGAGCAUGCUGGAAACCUGUUUGCAGUUGCAGCUGGGAUCAAGCAGAAAGAAAAAGUGGACAAGAUGGUGCAAAAGUUCCUUUCAUAUAAUUUCACAGUAAUGAUUUUCCAUUAUGAUGGCAUUGUUGAUGAAUGGAAGGACUUUAAAUGGAGCAAUAUUGUGAUACACAUUUCAGCUCUCAACCAAACCAAAUGGUGGUUUGCAAAGAGGUUCUUACAUCCAGAUAUAGUUGCAGCAUAUGGAUACGUUUUUGUAUGGGAUGAAGACCUUGGAGUUGAAAACUUCAACCCAGAAAAUUAUAUGUCCAUUGUGAAAAAUGAAGGGCUUGAGAUUUCACAGCCGGCAUUGGAUCCUGGAAAAUCAGAGGUGCAUCAUCAGAUUACAGCGCGAGGAAGGAGAUCAAAGGUGCACAGGAGGACUUAUAAGCUUGGGGACAAGGGCAUUCUGUGCAACAGAAGUAGUAUGACUCCCCCUUGCACUGGGUUUAUUGAAGUGAUGGCUCCCGUAUUUUCCAAGGCGGCAUGGCGCUGUGUAUGGUAUAUGAUCCAGAAUGAUUUGAUCCAUGCUUGGGGAUUGGACAUGCAACUUGGUCAUUGUGCACAGGGAGAUCGAACGGUCAAGAUUGGUGUUGUUGAUGCGGAGUACCUCGUGCAUUAUGGGCUUCCAACGUUAGGAGAGCCGUCAGGAAAAAAGUUCAAACAAUCAUCAGAAAACAAGAACAAGAACAAGAACAAGAACAACGAGGCGACAACAAAAACAAGAACAAGAACAACCACAUCCCACUCAAUUGACUUCAGAGUCGAAGUGAGAAGACAGUCUUAUAAUGAAUACAAGGUGUUCAAGAGGCGAUGGAAGAAGGCUGCUGAGAUGGAUAAAUGUUGGAUAGAUAAGUAUCCGAAUGAUACAUCGUAUAUUAUUAUAUGAAGUAAAGAACAAAAUAGGUAUUUCAAAAACAUCAUAUAUUUUAUGAAGUAAAGAACAAAAUAGGGCGUUUCAAAAGCAUAUUAGCUCUUUAUUUUUAAGAUUCUUAAUCCUUUUCCUAGGAGUAGGAUGAUUAGUAUAAAGGUAGGGGUGUUGGCAUAAAUGAUUGUGGAAAUUAGAAAAUGAGAAAGUAUUUGUUGUGAGUA